UUGAUCAACGACGCCCUUGAAAGGCCAUUUUCAUCGGCUCCGGAGUCCCUGGAACUCUCAUCCCCAAUCAAUUUCUACAAGGUAGUUCCAAGUCUCGACUCGGUGCUGUACGAGAAGAACCCAGAGAUCGGAGCUAAGCUUCGAUUCUUGGACAGGAUGGAGCAAACUCCUCUCCAAAGCCUGGGAAAUCUUGGACGGGUUGCUCAAAAAUAUGACCUACGGAAGGGUGUCAAGUUCCAGAGCCGCCGUGGUGGAGCUCAGUGGAAUGGCAGGUUGGGGAAGUGGUUUGUACAGAUCCUCAGCACGGCAAGCGGCGAAAUAUUUGAAGUCUCCGCGGAUUUCUUUACCACUGGUACUGGGUUGCUCAACGAAUAUAAGUGGUCAUCUAUUCCGAAUCUUCAGAGCUUCAAGGCCAACUACUCCACACUGCAUGCUAGGAGGAAACAUUUGAAAGAGAGAUAA
Molecule: messenger RNA, 462 nt
Organism: Penicillium paradoxum
Lineage: Eukaryota; Fungi; Ascomycota; Eurotiomycetes; Eurotiales; Aspergillaceae
Product: FAD-dependent pyridine nucleotide-disulfide oxidoreductase
Exons: 3
Source: RefSeq, a predicted model, not a curated record